AUGCAUCUUCCCCGCUUCAAGACAGCAGGCUCCUCAAAUGGGAAUGGUGGCUGGAACCUCUCCUUUAGCGACGACAAGGGCGCCGGCGCUGUUGGGGCCAGCGACAGCAACUCGGAUCUCAGCACUGUGCCCAAGCGCGCCGAGGGCCAGGCCGAGCGCAAAGGCUCGACCUUUGGCGCAUUUGCGACCAUCUGCUGUGUCAUCAUCGGAUCGGGCAGUCUGCAGCUGCCGCUGACUCUUAAGCAGUCUGGCUGGAUCGGACUGCUGCUCGUGAUCAUGUCGGGCAUCAUCGGCACAUACACGGGCAUGCUCGUCAUCAAGUCGCUGUACAUGAUGAGCGGCAACAAGGCAGCCUUCGGCCUCCCCGGACGUCUCAUCAUCUACUUUUUCCAUGCCAUCUACGUAAUCGGUAUUGUCGGCGACUACAUCAUCCUGUCGGGCACCAGCUUCCACACUAUUGCCAUGGCCGACGGCCACGACAUCGGCAAGACUACCUGGAUGGUUAUCUGCGCUCUGGUCAUGUGGCUGGCCACGAUCUCCCUGAAGCAGAUCAUCGUCACCAUCCUCAUUGCCAUUAUCCAGUCGUUCAUGUAUCCGUACAAGGGAGACGGCAACGUCCCAUUCGAGCACCACAAGGCCACGCAUCAGUCGGCCAUCGGCAGCGGGGUUCCUCUGGCUCUGACCAGUAUCUCGUUCUCGUUCUGUGCCGUAGUUGUGAUGCCUGGUGUUGAGGCCAGCAUGAAGAAUCCGAACAUGUGGAGCCGCGUUCUUGGCUCGGCCAUGACGGUCGUGACAGGCACAUACGUCUUUAUCGCCACAGUCGGCUACUGGGCGUUCGGCGACCAGGUCGUCUCGCCCGUGCUCGACAACCUGCCGCACAACGCUGCUACCAAGGCUGCCCAGAUCCUGAUUGCCAUGCAUGUAAUCUUUGCCGCGCCGGUCAUGACAGCGUCGCUGUCGCUUGAGCUCGAGCUUGCCCUGGGUGUCACCAAGGAGAAGCUUGGCCGUGUCAAGGAGUUCAUUGGCCGGUUCAUCUUCCGCACAAUCUUCUUUGGCAUCAUGACCGCCAUUGCCAUCGUGAUCCCGUACUUUGGCGAUAUCAUCUCGCUGGUCGGUGCAUUCAGCACGUCGAUUCUGCUGUUCAUCGUGCCUGUUGCCUGCUACCUGAAGCUGCUCGGCUGGAGCCGCGUGACCUGGUACCAGCUCAUUGGUGCUAUUGAGACCCUGCAGGAGCACAUCCGCGAGGACAAAAACAACUAA
Molecule: messenger RNA, 1260 nt
Organism: Linderina pennispora
Lineage: Eukaryota; Fungi; Kickxellomycota; Kickxellomycetes; Kickxellales; Kickxellaceae
Exons: 4
Coding region: 1-1260 (419 amino acids)
Biological process (GO): amino acid transmembrane transport
Cellular component (GO): vacuolar membrane
Molecular function (GO): amino acid transmembrane transporter activity
Source: RefSeq, a predicted model, not a curated record